Molecule: messenger RNA, 1974 nt
Organism: Mercurialis annua (annual mercury)
Lineage: Eukaryota; Viridiplantae; Streptophyta; Magnoliopsida; Malpighiales; Euphorbiaceae
Product: T-complex protein 1 subunit epsilon
Exons: 9
Coding region: 175-1782 (535 amino acids)
Biological process (GO): protein folding
Cellular component (GO): chaperonin-containing T-complex
Molecular function (GO): ATP binding; ATP-dependent protein folding chaperone; ATP hydrolysis activity
Source: RefSeq, a predicted model, not a curated record
UUAAACAAACGAUCCCGCCACUAUAACACUACUCCCACUGCUAAAAACUUCCACACUCUUCCGCCAUUUCACCUUCUCCAUUCAAAAAUCAAAAUCCAAAACAAAAUACAAAAUCAAAGUAACAAAGAAUCAACAGAUCUCUCAAACUGUAGUUAGAACAAAGAACGAGCAGAAAUGGCGUUAGCCUUCGAUGAGUACGGCCGGCCAUUUAUUAUACUCAAAGAGCAAGAAUCCAAGACUCGGUUGCGCGGUCUCGACGCUCAUAAAGCUAACAUUUCCGCCGGUAGAUCCGUCGCUCGUAUCCUCCGUACUUCGCUCGGACCUAAAGGCAUGGAUAAAAUGCUUCAAAGUCCCGACGGCGAUGUUACUAUCACGAAUGAUGGAGCUACGAUAUUGGAGAUGAUGGAUGUGGAUAAUCAGAUUGCUAAGCUAAUGGUUGAGCUUUCACAGAGUCAGGAUUAUGAAAUCGGUGAUGGAACGACCGGUGUUGUUGUUAUGGCUGGGUCGCUCCUCGAGCAGGCUGAGAAGCUGCUAGAACGUGGAAUUCACCCUAUUCGUAUAGCUGAAGGAUAUGAGAUGGCUUCUAGAAUAGCUGUUAAGCAUUUGGAGCGUAUUUCUCAGAAGUUUGAUUUUGGAGUCGAUAAUAUUGAGCCUUUGGUUCAAACUUGCAUGACCACUCUUUCCUCAAAGAUUGUGAAUCGGUGCAAGCGCAGCUUGGCUGAGAUUUCGGUUAAGGCUGUUAUCGCUGUUGCAGAUUUAGAGAGAAAGGAUGUUAACUUGGAUUUGAUUAAAGUUGAAGGAAAGGUUGGAGGAAAGUUGGAAGAUACUGAACUGAUAUAUGGAAUACUGGUUGACAAGGAUAUGAGCCAUCCACAGAUGCCGAAACAAAUUCAGGAUGCAAAUAUUGCUAUCUUGACGUGUCCCUUUGAACCACCAAAGCCAAAGACCAAACAUAAGGUGGACAUUGAUACUGUUGAAAAGUUUGAGACUCUUCGCAAGCAAGAGCAACAGUAUUUUGAUGACAUGGUUCAGAAAUGCAAGGAUGUUGGUGCUACCUUGGUUAUCUGUCAAUGGGGGUUUGAUGAUGAGGCAAAUCAUUUAUUGAUGCACAGGAACUUGCCUGCAGUCAGAUGGGUUGGUGGUGUAGAGUUAGAGCUGAUUGCAAUAGCUACAGGUGGAAGAAUAGUGCCUCGAUUCCAGGAGUUGACACCUGAAAAGCUUGGAAAGGCUGGUAUUGUUCGAGAAAAGUCUUUUGGGACAACAAAAGAUCGAAUGCUUUACAUUGAACACUGCGCAAAUUCAAAGGCUGUUACAAUAUUUAUUCGUGGAGGUAACAAAAUGAUGAUAGAGGAGACAAAACGUAGUAUCCAUGAUUCACUAUGUGUGGCCAGAAAUAUCAUCCGCAACAAUUCAAUUGUAUAUGGUGGUGGAUCAGCUGAGAUUUCUUGCUCAAUUGCUGUAGAGGCUGCUGCCGACAAAUAUCCCGGAGUGGAGCAGUAUGCCAUAAGGGCAUUUGCUGAUGCUCUGGAUGCCAUCCCGAUGGCGCUUGCAGAAAAUAGCGGGCUCCAACCCAUUGAGACUCUAUCCGCUGUGAAAUCUCAGCAAAUUAAGGAAAACAAUCCGUACUGCGGAAUAGAUUGUAAUGAUGUCGGCACAAAUGAUAUGCGUCAGCAAGACGUCUUCGAGACUCUGAUUGGAAAGAAACAGCAGAUCCUGCUCGCAACACAAGUUGUCAAAAUGAUUUUGAAAAUCGAUGAUGUUAUCUCUCCUUCCGAGUAUUGAUGCGUGGUAUUUCUUCUAGUGCUGCUUAAACAACGAUGAAACUCGAAAAACAUUAUUGCCUAAUUAUCUGAUAUUGGCAUGACGAGUCUGUUUAAGAUAUUUGUAUUAUGAGCUUUGUUUAGCUUUCAAAUUUUGCAUUGUCCUACUGAAUUAGAUAUAUUAUUAUUGAUUUGUAGGGUUUAAACUGUUCAA